Messenger RNA from Nelumbo nucifera (sacred lotus), 2069 nucleotides. RefSeq names its product GDSL esterase/lipase At4g16230-like. The record is from RefSeq and is a predicted model, not a curated record. Lineage: Eukaryota; Viridiplantae; Streptophyta; Magnoliopsida; Proteales; Nelumbonaceae. Gene Ontology annotation, molecular function: hydrolase activity, acting on ester bonds.
GGGACUUCCUACUGAGUACUGACCCACCAAAAAAUAGAUAAGCUCUGUUUAAUUGCUAUUUGCUCAAACAUCUGAUCUAGUUGUGAAAAAAUCUUCAAAUAUUGUGGUUUUCCCUUCCACGCUUGCAUUGAAUAAUAAGACAACGAUAGCCGUUAGUUUCGAGUUGGAAAAGAUCGUUAGGUUUGUUUUAAAGUGGGAGAAUUAAAUUGUCUCAACAAGCAAUAGGCAAUAGAUGGCGUGGACUCCAUAAUAAAUUGAAGAAAAACCCGCCAUUUUUCAGACUCAGUCUGACUAGAAGCCGACCUCUGUUUUGUUUAGAAUUCAUUUUUGUUGAAAUCGCAGUUGUAGUCUGGCGGUGUUCGGCAAUGUGUUUGUGUUUUGCUUUUCUGUUAUCGUCUCCACUGUAUAUUACGGUUUGAUCUGUAUUCUAUGAGCAUUUUGGGGGAAAGUUAGAGGUACCCACAUGGGUCAAUAUAGCUUAAAAAGCCUGCUUCUGGUUCUGGUUGUUGUUUCAGUUGUUUUUUUGUUUGGUUCCUGAAGGCCAGAAUACCCUGUCGUUUCAGUUGUUUUCGAACUGCUCAAUCUUUACAAGAAAGAACAGGGUAGCUAGAUGGGGUUGAAUUUGGCCGCUUUCUACUUCGAUUGUUUGAUUCAUUUCUUCUCCAUUGCCAAAAUUACGAGUGGUUUUUGUGUUGUCUCGUAUCUGAUCUGAUGUUUCAUCUUUUAUAUCCUGUUGUUUUACAGUUACAGUUAACGAUUUGUUUUUGACUAUUUAUUUCCCUCAUUGUUUUGAUAAUGGGUAUCUUUUCAAAUAAUCAUGUCAUCGUUGAGAUGUUAACAACAGCCGCAGCGAUCUUCUUGUUGUUGGGUACCUGCUCUGCGGCUGACGUUCCAGCUUCGUUCAUCUUUGGGGAUUCUUUGGUUGAUGCAGGAAACAACAACUACAUAUUUUCUCUCUCAAAGGCAAAUUAUAUUCCCAACGGGAUUGAUUUUGGGCACCCAACAGGCCGAUACACCAAUGGGAGAACGAUAGCCGACAUUAUAGGUCAGGAAUUAGGUUUUGAAACUUUUGCUCCUCCUUACCUGGCUCCAACUACUGCUGGUCCCGUGAUUCUGCAGGGAGUCAAUUAUGCAUCUGGUGGAGGUGGAAUUCUGAACCAAACUGGCAAGAUCUUCGUUGGCCGAAUAAACUUGGACGCACAGAUUGAUAACUUCGCCAACACAAGGCACGAUAUAAUCUCGAUGAUGGGCGACCCUGCAGCCUCGAAGCUGUUUAAUGACUCCAUUUUCUCCAUUACAAUCGGCUCAAACGAUUUCAUUAAUAACUACCUGACACCCAUAUUAUCGAUACCAGAACAGAAGCUGGUCCUUCCAGAAACUUUCGUGAGCUCGAUGAUUUCAAAAUACAGGAACCAACUAACAAGACUAUAUCAUUUGGGUGCGAGAAAGAUUAUUGUGGUGAGCGUGGGUCCGAUCGGGUGCAUCCCAUUUCAGAGGGAGCUUCAUCCCUCAGCCGGAGACAGCUGCGCUGCCUUCCCGAAUCAGAUAGCCGGAAUGUUCAACGACAAGCUGAGGUGCCUGGUCACAGAGCUGAGUUCAACGCUCAAGGACUCAAAAUUUGUGUACGCAGACGUUUAUCGAAUCGUUUCAGAAAUCAUUGAGAACUACGAAUCGUUUGGUUUUGAGAACGCUGAUUCCGCAUGCUGCCAUGUCGCCGGACGGUUUGGAGGUUUGGUACCUUGUGGACCCUCUUCUAAGGUUUGUGUGGACAGGUCUAAGUUUAUUUUCUGGGAUGCGUACCAUCCUUCGGAUGCCGCCAACGUUCUCAUAGCAGAACGGUUGAUGAAUGGUGAUCGGAGCGACGUUUCCCCAAUGAAUAUUAGACAACUCGUCCGAGCUUGAUAAUGGACAAGAUUGUAUUGUUUAUGGCUUUUGGGGUGGACCGAAUAAUAAAAAGUAAAAACCCCUUCUUCCUUUUUCUCAUUCUCUUUUGUUUUUUGUUUUGUUAUUCGAAUUCUCCAUUUUUUUUUACUGAAAGAUCAGGAGAUAGAUUUUUCAUGGUUUAAAAA